This is a messenger RNA of Acipenser ruthenus (sterlet), 3949 nucleotides long. RefSeq names its product endothelin receptor type B-like. Gene Ontology annotation, molecular function: endothelin receptor activity. The record is from RefSeq and is a predicted model, not a curated record. Gene Ontology annotation, biological process: regulation of blood pressure; G protein-coupled receptor signaling pathway; vasoconstriction. Gene Ontology annotation, cellular component: membrane. NCBI's taxonomy places the organism in Eukaryota, Metazoa, Chordata, Actinopteri, Acipenseriformes, Acipenseridae. The coding region runs from base 315 to 1643 and encodes 442 amino acids. The transcript has 8 exons.
UAGUGGAGGUGGAGAUUCACAAUCCCACCCAGUCAAACUGCUCCACUCCAACUCAGAGAGAGACUCAGAGAUAGACAGAGAAAAAAAAAAAACUCUCCACAGGAAAACCGGGAGACACAAUGCUCAGCACCUCAUAGCAGACUCAGAAACCAAGUGGGAUACUCAUACACAUUCAUAGUCUGUUAGUUACACAUGUGAUGUGAUACGGAUGUCUGGAGGGCUUUAGUUGAAACUUCAUCUUUUUUUUUCCCCCAGAAGAGAAGAACAUUGUAUUAAAGACAGAAAGAUCAGAGGAUCUGGGAUUUUGUGUCAUUAUGCAUUCUAAUAUCAACGUGGUAUCUGUUGGCGUAAGCAUGUUGCUGGUGCUGUUCCUUUCUACAAACAGUGUAUUGUGCCAGCACGCCAGUAUGUUUUUGAGAGACUUCAAUGGGACAGAGGGGGUCUCCUACACUGCUGAACAGCUGAGCAUCUACAGCAUGUACUCUACACCUUUGAGCACCUUUUCGACAAUUUCCCCAAGUCUGCAAAUCCAAAAUAACACAACAAGGCCAAGACAAAACUAUCUUCCAAUGUGCCAUCAAAAAACUAAGAUCCAAGACAUUUUUCGGUAUGUUAACACAACGUUUUCCUGCCUGUUUUUCAUCAUUGGUAUGGUUGGCAAUGCCACCCUGUUGAGGAUUAUCUACCAGAAUAAAGGCAUGAGGAAUGGACCCAAUGCACUGAUCGCCAGUCUAGCUCUUGGAGAUCUGAUCUACAUUUCUAUCGCUAUCCCUAUCACCGUCUAUAAGCUAAUGGCUCAGCAGUGGCCCUUUGAAGACUCAGAUCUUGGACUCUUCCUUUGUAAACUGGUGCCAUUUCUCCAGAAAGCAUCAGUGGGAAUCACUGUCCUCAACCUCUGUGCUCUCAGUGUGGACAGGUACAGAGCUGUGGCUUCCUGGAGUCGUGUCCAGGGGGUUGGGGUUCCAAUGCUGACGGCUAUUGAGAUUAUCUCCAUAUGGGUUUUGUCCAUCAUCCUUGCUGUGCCCGAGGCUAUCGGCUUUGACAUGAUCACCUUCGAGUACCAUAAUGUGACGCGCAGGACCUGCAUGCUCUACCCUAAAUCACCAUUUAUGAUGUUUUAUAAAAAUGUGAAGGACUGGUGGCUCUUUGGAUUCUAUUUCUGCAUGCCUCUGGCUUGCACAGCAGUCUUCUACACAUUAAUGACGUGUGAAAUGUUACACAACAGGAAAGGAAGUCUGAGAAUAGCCCUAACUGAGCAUCUGAAACAGAGACGGGAAGUAGCAAAGACCGUGUUCUGCUUAGUUCUUAUAUUUGCACUGUGCUGGUUCCCACUGCAUCUAAGCAGAAUAUUGAAGAAAACGGUGUACAGAGAUGGUGACACAGGGAGAUGUGAGCUCCUCAACUUCCUGUUGGUACUGGACUAUAUUAGCAUUAACAUGGCAUCAGUAAACUCCUUUAUAAACCCAAUAGCUCUGUAUUUUGUGAGCAAGAAAUUUAAAAAUUGUUUCAAGUCAUGUCUGUGCUGUUGGUGUCAGAGCACGAACAGCAUGGUGCCAAUGAACGGGACAAGCCUACAGUAUAAAAUCCAGGAGCCUAACAACCACAACACAGACCGCAGCACACGCAAGGACAGUGAAAACUGAAAGGAACUGGUCGCACUACACAUCAGCACGGCAAACAAAGAUAUCAUUUACCCAGUUGUUAUGAAGUCAGCUUUAACCAAACGCUGCCAUUGACUGGAAAUAUGCAUUGCAUAAUAAAGCCAGGGACCUCUGGUUCAAGUAUCAGCUGCAACUGGGUUUGUAAAAGUCCAAAACACUCUAAGCUAAUAAGAAACUGCUCCACGUGUUUGUUUUCCCUUGAUGUGAAUGGAAUUCAGAACAUUCAUAGAUUUUAAGGAAAAGGAAACAUACUGGUGUUUUUAGCAUAAGCCCUUGAAUUCCUGUCAGUGCUGCAUUUAGCGUUUUUAGAAACAUAUGCAUUUUAUAUCAAUUAUGUAUAUAUUAGUAUAUUAUACCAGUAAUUAGACUCCGGGCAGAAGAAGGUUUGAGUUGGAGCGUUCUCAGAGGUUGCAAGAGAUUUAUGGUUUAAUUGCGUCAUAUCUGAUGUCACCAGCUUUUUCUUCAUUUCAGCAGGAACGGCGUGGGAGGUGGGUGGUUCUGGAUUAAACAAAGGGCUUUGUGGGCAAUUGUGUAUGACCAAUUGCUGCUCUUUACUGCAACAAAGGGGAACCUCAGCAAUACAUAAUAACUAGCCCUGAAGUGCAUUGCUUGUCUUUUUCUAAUUCUUGUACUGUAAUUGGAAUCAAUACAUUUAUUAAACAUAGCAUUUGCUUUGGGGAGAGAGAGGGAACAAGGUAGUGUGUGUGUGUUAGAAAGAUAUUAAUGUGUAUGUUGCAGACUCUCCCCGGGUGCCAUAGCUUUAAACUGAUAUUAUACCAGAAAUGUGUUAUUAUUGUAAUAUUAUACCCUGUUUUUUAAAGAUAGUAUGUGUGUUUGGGUGUUAGUUAUGUAUAUUAAUGUCAAACUGAUGCAGUGUUAUAUUAACACAAGACCAGCCUGUGUUAAACUCUCCUUUAACAAGAAGGUGCUAUUAUUCACCUUUACACUCCGAUGUGAGGACUGUCAGAACUCCUCAGUUAUAAAUCAGUGUUAUCAACAUGUUACACUGUGUUAAUCUCUUUAGCGUGUUAUACACCACAUUGCAAGUAUCACACACACAAGGACUCAAAGAGGUGAAUUCCGUUCAUUUCGCCUUUGAGGGACUUGAUUUGAAUCUGUCACUGUCUAACAAAUUUAGGACAGUAGUUCAUCUAUAAAAGAAAGCACCAAUUAAUUUGGCACUGUUGGCAUUAGGCAGUUGAAGGCAAAAAGGAUGGUUUUAAAACUGACCCCUUCAAAGAGGUUGGUGCCUUCAUUAUAAAAAAAAAAUGGCUUUUUUGGCUUGUGCUCCUUCUUCAUUAAUAAAUCCACCUUUCAUAGUCCCUUUACCAUAGUAAAAGCAUAGCAAAGUGUAAUAAAACAGUGAAAAGAAUAGGUAAGCAGUGUAAAGCAUAUUAAACACAGGAAACCAUGUUAAACGAGUAACCAUGGAAAAAUCACAGACAAUUUGGCAAAAUGACUGUGAUAAACUCAUAUAAGAGUUGUGUUACACGUUCCCAUGUGUUGCUACAACUGUUUACGUAAGGUGAGUGUAUUGUUUUAUUUAUUUAUUUAUUUUACAUUUUGACCACUUUUUUAAACUUUUAAAUUGCAUUCCCGGCCUCAAGAUGGCUUCACAUGGACCAGCAUGGACCUCUCAGAACUACAUUUCCCAUCAUCCUCCAGCUCACAUAUGUAACUGAGAUGGAUUUACCAGUGAGCAUACACCAGGGGUACUCAAUUACAUUCUCUGGCGGGCCAGAUAAGGCAAUGUCCAAACCUUGGGGGGCCAUAGUGUGCUCUAGAUGUUUGUACUGGUGGGGGGUUGUUUAAAUGGUCAUGAAAACCUGACUGUCCAAUCACACUUUACAUACAGUAACAGAACAUUGCAACACUGCACUUAAUUCCAGACUAAUACAUCUCAGAAAUAACUACUUACAAUGAUACAAUGUCUGAUCGCCAUUUAAUAAUAAAAAUAAAAAGCAAAUAUGUUUCAUUUUCAUUUUAUUAAAACUAGAAAAUGUUCUGAAAAUGACUGCGCAGCAAGCAUUCAAGUUAACUAAUGAAAGCACGUCAAUUAGUGAUCGCUUUAUUUAUGUUGUGUAAGCAUCUCAUUAAGCGCCUGAUUAAAAGUGUAGCACUGUGUCUAAAUAUGCAUGUUCUAACUCCAAUGUGUUUAAUAGUACAUAAAAAGUUUCUAAAUUAAAUACAUUAUAUCCAGCGUGCCAUCUUUGAGAGGCGUGCCGUAGGUACAUUUCUUACUGUUGCCAAAGGUUUUUUUAAGCCCAAAUAAAAGAUCUUUGACAGGC